Messenger RNA from Cinara cedri, 741 nucleotides. The record is from the annotation of a GenBank genome assembly. Lineage: Eukaryota; Metazoa; Arthropoda; Insecta; Hemiptera; Aphididae.
AUGCCCCGCAGAUCUGACCGACCUGGCGGCAAGAAACCGGUCCACUGGUGGUCAACUGAAAUUGCCCAACUGCGGUCGCGGUGUCUGGCGGCCAGGAGGGCCUACCAGAGGUCGCGCGGGCGACGGGUUGCCACCGAAGGCGUGGAGGAACUGCGGCGCGCCUUCCAAGACGAGCGCAAGUCCCUCAGGCUCGCUAUCAGGAAGGCCCAGGAACAUAGCUGGAGGGAACUCUGUAGGGCGGUCGAGAACGACCCGUGGGGCCUACCUUACAAACUGGUCACCAAAAAGCUGAGGACGGGGAACUCGGGGGCCCAGGCGUGCGGUCGUGAAGCCAUGAUCGUCGACGGACUGUUCCCGGAUGACCCACCCGUGGACUGGGCAAGGGUCCCGCUCCCGAGAGCGGGCGGAAUGCUCGCACCGCUAUUUUCCGCCACCGAACUAGAGGCGGCGGCCUGUCACCUCCCCCCCGGGAAGGCUCCUGGCCCGGACGGGGUUCCAAACGUGGUGCUGAAGCGAGCAUGCGAAAUGAUUCCUGCAGUGCUCUUGGACGUUUUCAACCGCUGCCUGGGGCAGGGGGAGUUCCCUCGGAUGUGGAAGAGGGCCAAACUCGUGCUACUGCACAAAGGGGCGGACAAACCUCCUGAUGAGCCCUCCAGCUAUAGGCCGAUCUGGUCUGCUGAGCACCGUCGGGAAACUAUACGAGAGGCUGUUGCUCGGGCGGGUCAACACCCACCUCAAUAA